CAUAUGAUCACGACGUUUAGCUUGUAGUUGAAAUUGCGAUUGCACAACAUUUGGCCGGGAAAGGAACUAAAGUGAUUUUCGAACGCCACAAUUAUACAGAGAUAGUGUGAUACGCAUCACAACAAAUAAAUAAUGGCUUGUUUACCUGCAGACAGUAUAGACCCAAAGCCGUACAUAGAAAUUGUCGGCUUGAUUAAAGAACCCCACUUUUAUGUUGCCAAGAGUAUCACACAGGGACUUAUUCAGAAGUUUCCUCGCAAGUUUGUGGAGCCAACAAUUCGACCGUUACUUGAAUUUGACUGGCAUGCUUACCUAUGCAACCAGAAGAGAGAGUUACGUGGCGUAGUAUGGGAGUUCUCCAGCAGCGUCAUGUGUUUUCUGGAUGGUAAUUUCAUCGGAGAUGAGGGGGCUCUUGCCACUUGGGCCGAGAACCAGUGGGGCUUCACGUGCACACCUCCGCAGGCUUCCUGUGUGAAAGAACACUACCUGAAACACCUCCAGUCAUCUGGGCAUAGGUUUGUCUUCAUGGAUGUCGAGAUUGGAGGAGAGCCUGUGGGGACGUUGUUGUUUGAGCUAUUCUCAGAUGUAUGCCCAAAGACAUCAAUGAACUUUGAGGCUCUCUGCACAGGAGAGCGAGGCCUUUCAACCAGCGGCUACCCGCUCUGCUACAAGGGCUCGCUGUUCCAUCGCGUGGUACCCAAAGGCUGGGUGCAAGGCGGAGAUCGAGGUUCCACUGUGCUAAUUAGACUGAAAACACCUGGACUAGAUACAAGAAGAAGGAGAGAGGGGAUUGGACGAAACCAGUGCAAGACAGAGAUAUUUCCCCAGGUAGUAGAGGAAAUGGAGGGGAGUCCAUCUAUGGACCAACCUUUGAAGAUGAGAGCUUUGCUCAUUCUCACUCAAAGCGGGCAAUUCUCGGAAUGGCCAAUAAGGGCCCCCACAGCAAUGGCUCCCAGUUCUACAUCACCCUGCAGUCAACGUUAUGGAUGGACAGAGCAUACGUUCCUUUUGGUCAAGUGGUUGAGGGUGUGGAUGUCCUCAAGAGAUUAGAGGAGAUCCCGACUGUCAAUCAGAGACCCAAGCAUGAAUGUAGAGUGGUAAACUGUGGUGUGCUUGAGGUAUAGCUGCUGUUAUAUGAAAAACAACAACAAUAAAGAACAAAUAAAAACAAUGUUAUAAGGAACACAUUUUUCUAAGACAAACCAAACAGUCCAGUUGCAAUAUGGAUUGAAUGCCCUAAGACAAGGGUGUCAAACUCAUUUUAGCUCGGGGGCCACAUAGAGGAAAAUCUAUUUCCAAGUGGGCCGGACUGGUAAACUCAUGUCAUGAUAACUUAAAAAUAAAGACAACUUCAUAUUGUUUUCUUUGUUUAAAAAUAGAACAAGUACAAUCUGAAAACAUACAAAUCAUAAUGUUGUUGUUUUUUUACACUUACAUGUUGCUGUUCAUAGUAGUCUAUCUUCAUUUGUUGUGAUUUAUAAUUUCUGAAUAAAUGAUGUGAUAAUGUUCAUCAUUCAAAUAGGUGUGAGUCUGGCAGAGUUUUAAAAUGCUAUCAUUGGUGUACAAUUUUAAUCUAUCAGAAGAUGUAAUAAAUAGUAGAAUCAAAAUCAAAUUACAGCAUGUUAUUAAUGUAAUUUACUCAUUUUCCUCAACUGAUGUACUAACAUCA
Molecule: messenger RNA, 1669 nt
Organism: Nerophis lumbriciformis (worm pipefish)
Lineage: Eukaryota; Metazoa; Chordata; Actinopteri; Syngnathiformes; Syngnathidae
Gene: ppil6
Product: peptidylprolyl isomerase (cyclophilin)-like 6
Biological process (GO): protein peptidyl-prolyl isomerization
Cellular component (GO): cytoplasm
Molecular function (GO): peptidyl-prolyl cis-trans isomerase activity
Source: RefSeq, a predicted model, not a curated record